Molecule: messenger RNA, 819 nt
Organism: Dissoconium aciculare CBS 342.82
Lineage: Eukaryota; Fungi; Ascomycota; Dothideomycetes; Mycosphaerellales; Dissoconiaceae
Product: dephospho-CoA kinase
Exons: 1
Coding region: 1-819 (272 amino acids)
Biological process (GO): coenzyme A biosynthetic process
Molecular function (GO): dephospho-CoA kinase activity; ATP binding
Source: RefSeq, a predicted model, not a curated record
AUGUUGCUCCUGGGCCUCACCGGAAGCAUUGCCACUGGCAAAUCCACCGUCUCCUCCAUUCUCGAAGCUCCGCCCUACAGCCUGCCCAUUGUCGAUGCGGACAAGAUCGCGCGUGAAGUCGUAGAACCAGGCACUGCCGGGUAUCAACAGAUUGUCGAAAAAUUUGGCCCCUCAACGCCUGAUCUCCUGCUAUCUGCAUCCGAGUGCGGCGGCGAGCAUGGUCACAAUGGCAAAGGACGGCCCCUCAAUCGACCUGCUCUGGGACGACGCGUGUUUGGAGAGGGCAAAGAUGAGGAUCGCAAAGCAUUGAACAAGAUUGUGCACCCGGCUGUAAGGUCUGAGAUGUAUCGUCAGAUGAUUUCCGCAUACAUCCGGGGUUCGUGGGCGGUCAUACUCGAUGUGCCCCUGCUCUUUGAAUCCGGUUGGGAGCCACUCUGCGGCACGAUCCUUGUCGUGGCUGUCACAGAUCCAAAGAUCCAGAUGCAACGAUUACGCGCUCGCGAUGAGCAUCUCACAGAGGAAGAUGCGAAGAACAGAGUGGCGGCGCAGUGGGAUGUUCGGGACAAGGCAGAGAGGUGCUUAAGGCGAGGUGAUCAAGCAGGUGUGGUAGUGUGGAAUGACGGCGACAAAGAGGAUUUGCGCAAGCAAAUUGACCAAGUCAUGGCGAAAGUCAAGUCGAACAGUCCACAGUGGUGGGCGUUCUUACUGUUACUCUUCCCACCACUCGCAGUGAUGAGUGGGAGUUGGAGCUAUGUACGGAGUUGGUGGAUUAAAAAACAGUGGGAGCAGGAGAAACUCAAAGACAAGGCGAAGCUGUGA